This is a messenger RNA of Pistacia vera, 1308 nucleotides long. RefSeq names its product DELLA protein GAIP-like. Gene Ontology annotation, cellular component: nucleus. Gene Ontology annotation, molecular function: sequence-specific DNA binding; DNA-binding transcription factor activity. The record is from RefSeq and is a predicted model, not a curated record. NCBI's taxonomy places the organism in Eukaryota, Viridiplantae, Streptophyta, Magnoliopsida, Sapindales, Anacardiaceae. Gene Ontology annotation, biological process: regulation of DNA-templated transcription. The coding region runs from base 1 to 1308 and encodes 435 amino acids. The transcript has a single exon.
AUGAGUUUCAGAGCACUGUCAACUGAAGAUGUCAUUAGGGUUGCAAUGACAAGAUACCUUCAGUUUUCUUGUCAAAGGUGUGGUGAUGUGUCCUGGCUUAACCAUUUCUGUAGCACUGUUCCUGACAAAUUUUCUGAAGAGGAUACAAAAGAGGUGGAGCUCAUGUAUUUUCUACUAGUUUCGGCUGAGAAGAUUGGCAGCCUACAAUUUGACUGUGCUAGCAUAUUCCUAAAUCAUUGUCUGAACUUUUCUUCCAAAAAUGGCACCUCAGUUCAGAGAAUUGUUCAUUAUUUCGGCAAAGCUCUUCGAGAGAAGUUUGAUCGAGAAACUGGGAGAAUCACAUCAAGGGGAGUGAAACUUAAAGAAACAAUGCCACUGCUACGACAAGAGAUAAUGGUGAGUUUGAGACCUGCUCUCAUUGCCUGUUACCAAGAACUCCCUUUCUACCCUGCAACUCAGUUUGCAGAGAUGCAAGCAAUCAUUGAAAGGGUGGCCUCAGCGAAAAGAGUUCAUUUCAUCGACCUUGAAAUCAGACUUGGAUCACAAUGCACUGUACUGAUGCAAGCUCUUGCUCAACGCGAACUACCAUUGGAGCAUCUUACAAUAACUGCAGUUAACUUCGGUACCAUGUCGAAGCAGGAUACUGAAGAGAUUGGUAAAAGUUUGGUACACUUUGCUGAGACCUUAAAUUUACCAUUUUCAUUUAAAGUUGCAAUGGUGACAGAUAAUAAAGAUCUUAACCAAGACUUAUUUGAGUUGAAUGAUGCUGAAGCUAUAGCUGUCCAUGCAUUUAUUAUACUGAGUCAUAUCGUUCGGCAGCCUCAUUGCUUGGAAUCUCUAAUAAGAGUGCUUAGAAAAAUUAAUCCUUGUGUGAUGGUGGUCACCGAAGUUGAAGCAAACUAUGAUGUACCAUCUUUUGAAGAACUCUUUUUCGAGGUACUUUUCUACUACAGUGCUUUGUUUGAUUCCCUGGAAGUUUGUAUGUCUGAAAAUGACCCGAACAGGAUGAUGUUUGAAGAAACGUUCUUAGGUCCGUGCCUCCUAAAUAUUAUGGUAAAUGAGGGUGAGGAGAAGAUUAAUGUCAAGCACAUGAAGAUUGGUGCUUGGAGGGAUAUUUUCAAAAAGUUUGGACUGGUUGAAGCAGAGCUUAGCAUGUCUUCUUUGUAUCACGCAGAACUAGUAAAGAAGCGUUUUGGUGGUGGGAUAGGGGAUUCUUGCACAUUAGUCAGAGAUGGAAAGGGCCUAAUUGUUGGAUGGAAGGGAUCACCACAACUUUCGCUUUCUGUUUGGAAGUUUCAUCAAGACUAG